CUCAGACAGAGAAAGCAGAACGCAAAAAGAAAACGGCUUAAAAAGAUUAAUCAGCUAGGAGAUCAUAUAGAUUAGUAGUUUCUUUGCUUCAUAUUCAUCUUGAAAUAUGAGAAACUGACUUCUUCUUUAGCUCCAAAGUGACCCAUCGAUUCCUUUUCGCUUUAUCUCUUUUUCUGGUCCUUUUAGAGUCCUAACCAUUUCUCUUUCACUCUCACUCCACAGCUCCACUUUCCUUCUUCUUCAUUCAUUAGCUAGCUACCUCCCAAAGCUCCUUUGACUACACAAUCAGCUUCUCCCAUGGCAGAACAGAACUGUUCACAGCAAGGAGCAGCUCCAUGCGCACCCCAAAACCGCUGUCACCACCUCACGAACGCAGAUUCAUGCGCAACCCAAAACCGCUCUCGCCCCCUCACGAACGAGAAAUACUGCACGGAAAAAGGCCACGGAUCUCGCUCGCCGAAACGUGCCGUCUGCUCCUGCAUCACAAUCUUCCUCCUCCUAGCAGGCAUCACCCUCCUCGUCCUCUGGUUCGUCUACCGUCCCCACAAGCCCAGAUUUACUGUCAUCGGCGCCGCCGUCUAUGGCCUCAACGCCACGGCGCCGCCGUUCCUCACCACCACAGUUCAAUUCACCAUCCACAUCAGAAACCCCAACCGCCGCGUCUCGAUCUCCUACGACAGGCUGUCGGCCUUCGUGUCGUACAGGAACCAGGCAAUCACAGCGCCAAUCAUGCUGCCGCCGCUGUACCAGGAGCGGCACAGCGCGGCGUCAGUGUCGCCGAUGAUCGGGGGAUCGCCAGUGCCGGUGUCGGAGGAGGUGGCGAACUGGUUGGCGGCGGACGAGAGCUGCGGAGUGGUGGAAGUGAGAGUGGUGGUUCAGGGGAGGGUGAGGUGGAAGGCGGGAGCCAUACGAACAGGGCACUAUGGAAUGCACGUGAAGUGUGAUCUUUUGAUGGGUCUGAAGAAGGGAUUUGUGGGUCAGGUUCCUUUGCUGGCAGAUCCGCCCUGCGCUGUAGAUAUCUGAAUUUCUCAAACCUAGUUAUAUUAAUUCAUUGCUCUAAUAAGUGUAAUCAUCUGUCCUUCUCAACAUUUCAAUUUCAGAACCUGGUUGUGUUUCUCUCUGUUCUUUUCAAUAGCUAGCUUCAUUAUUGAACCUUUAAAUUCUAACUUGAUUUCCUGUUAUUGUGCCAGUUUUUCAACGAUGAAUGACAGUUAAAUUGAUUAUAUAAUUACUCCGUAACAAGAUUUGAAACAUUUUAUUCAAUACUGAUUAUGUGAAUAAUUUGUAA
Messenger RNA from Neltuma alba, 1288 nucleotides. Its product is annotated as NDR1/HIN1-like protein 1. NCBI's taxonomy places the organism in Eukaryota, Viridiplantae, Streptophyta, Magnoliopsida, Fabales, Fabaceae. Gene Ontology annotation, cellular component: plasmodesma; plasma membrane. The transcript has a single exon. The coding region runs from base 298 to 1023 and encodes 241 amino acids. The record is from RefSeq and is a predicted model, not a curated record. Gene Ontology annotation, biological process: defense response to other organism.